Messenger RNA from Bemisia tabaci, 3846 nucleotides. Its product is annotated as translation initiation factor eIF2 assembly protein. The record is from RefSeq and is a predicted model, not a curated record. NCBI's taxonomy places the organism in Eukaryota, Metazoa, Arthropoda, Insecta, Hemiptera, Aleyrodidae. Gene Ontology annotation, cellular component: cytoplasm.
GGGUGUGAUUGUUAUUAUAGGUUAGGAAUUUAGUAUGUUUUAAUCUUUUAGCUUUUAAUUUUUAAAUUCUACGCUUUCCUCUUGGUUCGUGUCCCAUCCAAUCAUUUGAAUUUUUUCCCAUACUAACAUAAAAAUUCUAGCGUGCACUUACUUCCUCAACCUACCUCAUCAAUGACAGUGAAUUGUUUUUUUGUGGAAUUGUUAACUUCGGAUCGUGUCCAAAGGCACUUGUAAGCAAAAAGAACAUCACAGCCCUCUGUUCAAGAAGUUUAAUCAGAGGCAAUCUGACUCCAACCAAUUUCAAAGCACUUAAUAUUGUGCGGGCUUAAGUAACACUUAAGUCACGCAGUGACGGAAUUGUUCAGUUUUAAUCCUCGCCUGUUCCACCCACGAUGACUUCUUUUGGAGCUCAAGACGGAGAGCAUGGCGGAGAGGUGAUGGGCUCCAUGUCCGAGGCAGAAAUGUAUGACUUUAUCUUAUGCGGUCAUGACAAGUGGGGCGAUCGUUUUGCUCAUGUCACUUUUGACUCAAUUGAAAUUCCAAUCCCAGAGAACAUUCUCUUAUACCUGCGAGAAGACGGGCUCAUUCUGCCUAAAGAGGCCAACUAUCCAGAGGCCAGUUUCUGUGACACCAGUUUUGAGCAUGCAGAUUAUGAUGGUGUUGACUGGCUCUCAGCAGCUGAAGACACUCCAGAACUAGAGCAACCCUCAUUUCCAGCCUUCUGUGAAUGUCUCCAGCGGCGUAUGAAGGAACUAGGUGGUGAUGUCUUUGUCAAACUGAAUUGGCAUGCACCAACCGAUGCAGCCUGGAUAACAUCAAGUAAAACACUGAAGUGCAAAAAUAUAGAGGAUGUAUUUCUGUUGCUCAAAGCCUCCAGUCGUGUCUGUAGUGAUGUUUGUUUCUCUGCCGAGGAUGACUCUGAAACUUUUGGGAAGAUGAAGUAUGUUUUGGUCCUCAAGAAAUGGAUGGAUAUGCAUGCUGGAACAGAGUUUCGUUGUUUUGUCAUCAAUAAUCGACUGUAUGGUAUAACUCAACGAGACUGCAUUGAUUUUCACAAGCACCUUCUCAGUUCCAAAAUGGAUAUCCUCAGGGAGGUCUGCACUUUUUUUGAGCAGAAUAUCAAGAACAAAUUUGAGUUGGAUAACUAUGUAUUCGACGUUGUUCGUGUCGGAGGUAACAAAUCUGACAUAUUUUUAGUCGACUUCAAUCCGUUUAAUGAGAAGCUUACCAAGUCUUACUUGUUUUCCUGGGAAGAGCUGAAGAAUGUUCUGGAAGGUUCGGAGGAUUUUGAGGAGCCAGAAUUCCGAUUUAUCAGUGAAAGCACUGGAAUUCAACCCAACUUCUCCCAGCACUUUGGUCUCCCCUUAGAACUCAAAGAUAGAUCAAAUGCUGAAUAUAUUUUAAAUGAAUUUGGAAACAGCAAUCGAAACGAAGGAGAUGACAAUGACAUCGAGGAAGUGAGUGACGAAGUCAGUUCCUUAUCUGGUCCUGAUUCCUUCUCUGAAAGUGACUCAAAUCCAGCGUGAAACAGCACGAAUGAUUUUAAAGAGAGGAAACAGGACUGAGUAUGGAAUUGGCAAUCCAGCCAAGUAGACCCUUUGUAGGUAAGUAUUUCAGGCUCCUCAAAGCAAUUGUCCAAGGACAUCACUUUUUUCUAUCUGUUCAUAAUGCGGUUCUUGAGAGAAUGGUUAUAGAAAGUAAAGUUUGAGCUUUAAAAGUUAAAAUUUGUUUGUUGUCGUGACAGUGGCAAUGUGACGCUGUUCGAUAAACGUUUUUCCUAUUGACCUGCUCAUGUGCCUCCGGUAAAAGUGUGCCUAAUACAAGCGCUAAAAACUUAACUUUCCACCAACUUUUUCAAAAGUGGCAUCUUGAACAGCAAGGAAAAGUAAUUCCCCGGACCUCUAAUUUUCAAAUAGCAACCUAUUAAAAAUUACGUUAAUUGAAUGUUGGAUAGUUUCCGUACGAAUACUGGAGAAUUAUCAGAACAUUUUAUCCGUUAAUCUUUAAGUUUUGAGAACCAGUGUAACAAGAUGAAGCAGAAUUGUUUUGUUAAGAUUUUGCAUUAAAAAAAAGGUUUCUCUUUUUUUUAUCAUUGUUUCAAGUAUUCUUUCUGUGUUCAAUAUUUUUCGAAGGGAAGAAAAAUGAAAUUCCACGAUGAAGACGGCUCAAUCAAGAUAUUUUUUGUAAUAAAUCAUAUUCAGAAGUAUUUAAUUCAAAUAUUAGGUACAUUAGACCAGAUGUAGGACAUUAAAGGCUGGUAUCAGACCCUGUAUUCAAAUGUAAAAUACUUAUGUCGAGAAUGUUCCAAAAUCUUAACAGUUUAUAGAUAUAACUCACCCUGUCAUAACGGCUGUGGAAAAGUUUGGAAUUUACAUGCAUUUUCUUAACUUAAGGUCGUGUGAUGCCCCCGUGAAACUUGAGUUGCGCCAAACACAGGUGAAGCUAAUUAGUGGCUGCCACCCAUGGCUGAUGAACGUAUACCAAAUCGAUGGCCAAGGUACGAAACAAAUUUUAUUUAAUGCAGUGUUUUAAAAUUUCCGCUCCUCUUUAUUUAUUUAAAGAGAAAAAAGUCAACUUCAUAGCUUGAAAUUUGCGCAGCAUAUCUGCAAAGAGAGAAAAAAAUCAGGGAAGUUUGAAAGAAAUUACGUUUACUACUUGUCGUUUUCCAAAGAAAAAAAUAAAGUACGACGAGAAGUCUGCAAUGUCACAAACGGAGUUAGGUGGUCUCGCAGUUUGGCCAUUGAUUUGUCAACCAUGUAAUCUUUAGUUUCAUUAUUUGUGUUUUAAUGAAUGAAUACUUUAGUCCAUUUAUGAUUUAUGCAUUUGCUUUUAAAGACAUUUACUCUAAUCCUGACCGUAAAGAAAGGAUGCACGAAAAAUCUUUAAAGACAACUAAAACUCUGAAGUCUUAGGGAUAAAAUGACUUGGGGCAAAAGUUAAAAGCACAUUUGUUGUCAUAUAAAGAAAUUUUCUGCAUUGUUAUCACAACAGAAAUAUGAAAUCAAUUUAAAGGGGAAAAAAAUAAGUUUUAGGAGUCUGCAGUCUGUUUUGUUUUCUAAUUAUUUUACUUUAUUAUUAAAAAAAGCCAAGCCGAUUUUUAGGUGUCCCUUGUUAUCUCCAUUCAUGAAAGAAACUUCAUGGAAAAAGGUAGGAUGAUGUCAGCGGGAAAUCUUGUUAAUGAUGCCAUCAUGACUUUUCUGAUUAUUUCACUGAUGGACCUUUUGUUGAGCUCAUUAAGGUGUUUUCUGAUGCGAUCAUCAACAGAUGUUUUUGAUGACGUCAUCAAUAUACGUUUCCAACAACGUUUUCUGUGGUCAAUUCAUGGACCAAUUAAAAAUAGUGGAAUAGAAUAAAAGACAUCAGAAUGAUUUGCUUUUCUCAGAAUCCUACACCGAUGAAAAUUACUAAAUUAUGAAUGAUUUAUUACCGACUAAAUUUUCUAGUCAUUCAUUCAGUCUGAUAACAUCAUGGCUAAAUCAAAAGGGCCCUUGUUCUUAUAACUGCAAUUCUGAAAGCCGGUCUUUUCAGUUUUUCAUCAGGAACAAAGUAUGUAAAAAAAAAUAUGUAAUUAACUCAAUAGCUAACUUGAUAAUAAGUCCCGAUUAUAUGUGAUCAAAGUGUGGCAGUGCAGACCAUGCAUUUUUAUUCAUCAAUAUACUUUGUUUUUUUUUUAAUCUAUAUUUAUAAUACUAGUUUUAACAUGUUAAACUCUUGUUUUUUCAAUGUUUUGCAAGAGUUUUGUUGUUAUUUGUAUGGAGUUAGUCUAAGAAUAUUCACUGUCUAUUUUAAAAUGUCCCCAGUCCAUUCUUUGUUUUGACAAAAAAAUAAAAUCGAAGCUUGAAUUUA